Messenger RNA from Oncorhynchus kisutch (coho salmon), 4029 nucleotides. Its product is annotated as RNA-binding protein 39. The record is from RefSeq and is a predicted model, not a curated record. The transcript has 15 exons. Lineage: Eukaryota; Metazoa; Chordata; Actinopteri; Salmoniformes; Salmonidae. Gene Ontology annotation, molecular function: RNA binding. Bases 2159 to 3286 code for a protein of 375 amino acids. Gene Ontology annotation, cellular component: nucleus. Gene Ontology annotation, biological process: mRNA processing.
GCAGAGCGCCAUUUUAGAGAGGCAAAGGAAGUUGUUUUGUGAAACAACUUCAAACGCUUGAAAGGCGAAGAAAGAUAACUAAUAUAAAGCUAAAUACUUUACGGGCUGUUACUGAUAAUUUCGUUGGGUAAUACGUAGUCUAGAGAGAGAGCAUUUUCUGGAGCGAUUAUUUUGAAUCUGUUGGCAGGAACAGCAGCAGGCGAAUCCGAGGUCAAAUUGGGCCUAUUUUAGAAGGAGGCAACGGUAGUUCGCAGGCUAGCUCACUGGCUGAUUGGUUAGCUUGCUAGCUAGGUAACUAUUCAUUUUCUGGUCACAGAAAAAGAAGCAGACGGGACGGUGGGACAAAUCCCUGCGGAGACCAUGGCAGACGAUUUUGACAUUGAGGCUAUGCUAGAGGCUCCAUACAGAAAGACUUGCCUAAUGAUAUCUCACCUCUACUCCCAUGAAUUCACCUUUGAUUCCAGUGUGAACUGUGAAAAAAGUAAGGUAGUAAUUGCGCAAUGUAUUGAUGUACUGUGAUCCCCCUAGGACAAAAAGAGCCUCAUCUUAGAACAUCCUAUCACCUGUUCGGUUGCAACAAGGUGAAUGCAAAUGGAUGAUAAUCAGCGCAUUUUACCUCACAUGCAAAGGAGACAGUAUUUAAAAUUUCUGUUGACAUGGUAACUAACGGCAUUGUUCCACCAUGUUUACACCUGUUAGUUAGAUUGACCGUGAUACCAGUAGUUCUGGCACAUAUUCUAUUUAUAUGCAUUGACAUUUGUUAUGCAUCGUUGUCAAGUAAGUCGGACCUGAAAUAGACCUUACGUGUGUUAGUACUUUUACCCUUACAUGUCUUUUCGUAGAUUAGUCUACUGACUCAUAGUAUACGUUGUUUUACAAAUCAUUGAUAUGGCUUAAAUGUGUAGUCAUGAUUUUGCAGAGGUCAACAGAGUAAGCUAUUGAUAACUUUGAAAUAUGAAUACUGUCUCCAUGCCCAAGUCUAUUGAUUCCGAUUCGUAAAUCAGCAUCUUGACUUUGCAUGCCUUUUAACACCAGUAAUAUUCAAAGUUUAUUUUCUUAUUACAACUUAUUUAAGAUUUUCAUUUCAAGAUUUCAUUUCCAUGAUACAUUUAGUUAUUGAUUUCACCAAUAAGAAUAGUUUUCCCCUCAUGAAAUACAAGCCAAAAUGGAUCACCUCCAUUCAGCCGGCACUAAAAGAACAAACAUAGGUCAUUUAACAUGAGGCUGAACUAGUGGAUUUUUUCUUUUCAGUUUUUCUUGGGAGUCCAUAUUACUAAGCAGUGUGAAUCCCUGUUUGCUUCAGGGCGAGAUGUGUGACAGAGGUGGCAUCGAACUCUUACAUUCCAAGAAGGAAAAUGGGUGAAGAUCACUGGACUGGCACCAACCACAGGAUCUCUUUUAGUGGCUGUGGGCCAAGCAUGGCCUCAGUGGGCUUAGGAACAGAUAGUGGUAUUGGUACGACAAAGCAGGAGGGGUGGGGUUGAGAUGACCAAACUGUUACCAUGGCUUACUGUAGCAUGCCAAAAUGUUAGAUACUUUCCCCAUACACCUUGACUUUUGGUUGGAUUGAGUACUGUACAGUAUGUAGUUUUAACAGUGGGUGGGGGGUGGGGGUGGAACUCUACAGGGGCUGUAGAUGGACCACCUUAGAUACUUCUCCAAACAUAUCAGUAAUGUUAACAGUAUUUUUACUAAAUGAAUAUAUUCUGUAUUUUCUUGUUCCCUCCCCUUACCCCUGACGACUUGCAAUGUUUCCUCUACGUCCUCAUGAUGUUCUUCUAUCGACCCUGCUUAGGAUGAGAUCAAGUCCUCUAGCGCUAAUGGACAUGAGGAGCGCAGUAGUAAGAAGAAAAAGAGGAGCCACAGUAGGAGUAGUCGGAGCCCGAGCUCUGACAAGCGCAGAAGCAAGAGCAAAGACAGGAAGAAGAGCCGGGACAGGAAGAGGAGCAAGAGUCGGGAGAAGAAACGCAGCCGCAGUAAGGAGCGCCGCCGCAGCGGCUCCCAUAGCAGGGAGCGUGCCGGGCGCUACAGAGGACGCCGCAGCCCCUUUCGUAGGCGCUCAAGAAGUCGUAGUCCCUUCAAGAAAGACAAGAGUCCAGUAAGGCAACCAAUUGACAACCUGACCCCAGAGGAGAGGGAUGCCCGUACUGUGUUCUGUAUGCAGCUGGCAGCCAGAAUCAGACCACGAGAUCUAGAGGACUUCUUCUCUGCUGUGGGGAAAGUGAGAGACGUGAGGAUGAUCUCCGAUAGAAACUCCAGGAGGUCAAAGGGCAUCGCCUACAUUGAGUUUCUGGAGGCGAAUUCGGUCCCAUUGGCUAUUGGCUUGACUGGACAGAGACUUCUUGGAGUGCCCAUCAUUGUCCAGGCCUCUCAGGCUGAGAAGAACAGAGCAGCAGCAAUGGCCAACAACCUUCAGAAGGGUAAUGCUGGCCCCAUGCGGCUGUACGUGGGCUCUCUGCACUUCAACAUCACAGAGGACAUGCUGCGAGGCAUCUUCGAGCCUUUCGGAAGGAUUGAGAGCAUACAGCUGAUGAUGGACAGUGAAACUGCACGAUCCAAAGGAUAUGGUUUCAUCUCAUUUGCAGAUGCAGAGUGCGCUAAGAAAGCAUUGGAGCAGUUGAAUGGCUUUGAGCUGGCCGGACGGCCCAUGAAGGUUGGUAACGUGACAGAACGCACCGACUCCUCCACCGCCAGCUCCUUCCUGGACAACGACGAGCUGGAGAGGACGGGCAUUGACCUGGGCACCACCGGGCGCCUGCAGCUCAUGGCCCGGCUGGCAGAGGGUACUGGUCUUCAGAUUCCUCCAGCUGCACAACAGGCUCUACAGAUGAGUGGUUCCAUGCACUCCUCUUCAAUCCACUUCGGCAACAUGGCAGCUGGUACAGCUGUUGCCAACCCUGCCCUGAACCUGGGUCCAAGCAUGAACCAGGCCAUGAACCUCCCAACUCAACCACUGGCUACACACUGCCUACAGCUGUCCAACAUGUUCAGCCCACAGUCGGAAAAUGAGCCUGGUUGGGACAUUGAGAUUCAAGAUGACGUCAUGGAGGAGUGCAACAAACAUGGUGGAAUUGUCCAUAUAUAUGUCGACAAGAACUCACCUCAGGGCAACGUGUACGUAAAAUGCCCCACUAUCCCAACAGCGAUGGCUGCGGUGAAUGCCCUACAUGGACGGUGGUUUGCAGGUAAAAUGAUCACUGCGGCGUACGUACCCCUCCCAACCUACCAUAACCUUUUCCCUGAUUCAGUAACGGCCACCCAGCUACUGAUGCCUUCGCGGCGAUAAGUCUGCCAUGCAUGGCGUAGAUGUUGCAACGCCUGUGGGCUUCAAAAUGUACAUAAUGUUUGCUAAUAUGUUGGGAACUUAUUUACCAGAGUAGCAAAAUACUGCACCAGUCCACCCAAUCUUCAUUCAGAAAUACAAAAGGUUUUGAAGGAUAUUUGUUUUAUUGUUCAAUCUGACAGCCAUCAGGCUGAGCUUGAGUUCUGUAUCCGCACAUUUCUGUUGGUGCACUUGCGCAAAUUACGUUGUGUGUUUCAACCUUCAAGGAGUUGUUAUACAGUGAUAAGUGGGUACUAAGUAGAUUUAAGUUGAAACUGACCACAAAAGAACCCAUUUUGGGGAUAACCCCAAACUCUGAUUCUAAGUGCAGUUUGCUCUGUCCUCAUCCAAUUACCACUUAUCAUUGUACGUUUUGUCAUUCAGUUCGGCUUUAGAAAUUGAUUUGCCCAGUAAGUUUUUCAGUUAAUGUGUUAAAUGAAAAGAACAAUGCCUACAAACACCCAAAAACAGAUCUAUUUUUUUGUUGUUAACAACUUCAAGGUAUUCAUUGUGUUUGAGAUCACUAAGUUUUUAACAUUUUUAAUCAAGACUUGAUUUUGUAAAAACUCUUGAUUUAAAAUUUACUAUCAAAAUAAGUGAUUUGGGUGGUUCAAUUGUGAUGUGCAUUUUGUCUUGUUGACAUUGGAUUGUUUCAUCUGGAAUGAAGGGGGAUGUGAAAUAUGUGUUUGUAAUAAAAUCCUAGUUUA